CCUACAACAUGCUUUAUUGAAUCUUAAUAGACCACACUCAAUAUAUAUCUCUCCUCCUUCUAUCAAAUGUGUCUUCCCUAAACAACAACAACAACAAGUUUUGGCUAUCAGUCUUGAAUCUAAUGGUAUCUUUGGAAUGUUGGAUGCAAUGAAAGCUUAUAUUCGUCAAACUUCUCGAAUGGCUACUUUACGCUAUUGUCAACAUUAUGACUUAUCUUUUGAAGAAUGUCGUGCUUUAUUACACGUUCCACGAGUGACUGAAAGUGUUGCCAUCAAACAAGAACUUGACCGGAAAUAUGAUCAUCAGGAGCCUCCUCGUCAUCAGUCUAUAAUUCAACCUGACCAAUAUCAAGAUAUUUCUCAACAAGAUCUUCUUUUUCUGCAAGAAUCCCCUGUGAUCAAUCAACAGACUCAUUCAAAACCAUUGGAACAUCGAUCUAUGAUACAAUCUUUGGAACGAUUUGAACUAGAACAACAAGAAAACAUUGAUACACGUGAACAAGAACCGAUCAUCAUUUCCGUACCAUUGGCUUACGAGGACAAGCAGAGUUUGGUUGUAUCUCAGUUGAUGAACGAUACAACUUAUGAUCUGGUGAACUCUGUCUCUCAAAAUUCUCUUCGAAUUCUCAAACGCAAACCAUUGAUUCCAUUCACUAGUCAAGGUUUACCAUUUUCUUUGGGACAAGAAAUGAUCGAUGUUCAUGGAUAUUUGGAUGAAGGGAAAUAUGGAACAGUAUACGUGGUGAAAUGGAGAAAUCGUCCUAUGGCUCUCAAGAUACAUAAACAGGUUGACCGGUGGGAGCAUUAUAUGCAUCAAUUUAUUUAUCAACAAUGUCCACAGGCUGAUCGGUUCUUCCUUCGUUCUCAUGCACUUUAUUUAGAUCAUCACCACAGUUACAGUAUCAUGGAUUAUGCUUCUCAAGGAACUCUUUUGAAAUGUCUAAAUGUCUUUCGUCAACUGGAUGAAAGAGCUGUGCCUGAAGCUCUUGUUCAAUUACUGGUAUUGCGGAUUCUUCAAGCCAUCUAUGUAUUACAUGAAGCUCAUAUUGUUCAUUUGGAUCUAAAGUUAGAUAAUCUCUUGAUGGAUUAUUCUCUCCCUGGUAUGGCGCCAACUCAACAAAACAACCACAACAAUAAUACUUUUUUGGGUCCCGUUCCAGCUUACACUUCGUCCCAUCCUUUCUGGCAAAAUAUUUCCAUCAAGGUCAUCGAUUUCGGGUUAGCGUUGAAUCUGGAUCUAUUCAACAAUGCAACAAGAACACCAAUCUUAGCAAAAGCAGUCUGGAAACCAAGAGUGAAAAAUGAUAUGCCUUCUAUUGUUGCCGGUUUACCUUGGUUACCUUACCAACUGGAUUAUUGGGGUAUUGCCAAUUGUGCUCAUUCACUUCUCUUUUCUGGUCCCAUGGUCAAUGCAAAGCAUAAUCAACCCAAACGAUACUGGAAUCAAUCCCUUUGGCUUUCUUUCUUCACAUCCUUAGCCUCUUCACCUCCCUCUACUUUAGAUAUGGGUCUUCAAACAUUUCGGAAAUUGAUCAAUGAUUUUGAAGUGUCUUUAGCAACUGGAAAUCUCAAGGAUCGCGUCAUCAAUGAUUUACUCAAAUACCACCAAUACCUUACAAAAGUAAAGUGAUUCAUGCUUUUCCAUUUUUGGCAAUACGUAUCAGUUAGGUUUAGUUAGUUGAUUUUUUUUUUUUUUUCAGUUAUCU
Halteromyces radiatus is the source of this 1706-nucleotide messenger RNA. RefSeq names its product kinase-like domain-containing protein. Lineage: Eukaryota; Fungi; Mucoromycota; Mucoromycetes; Mucorales; Cunninghamellaceae. The transcript is spliced from 2 exons. The record is from RefSeq and is a predicted model, not a curated record. Gene Ontology annotation, molecular function: ATP binding; protein kinase activity. Bases 137 to 1630 code for a protein of 497 amino acids. Gene Ontology annotation, biological process: protein phosphorylation; mitotic spindle assembly checkpoint signaling.